Alexandromys fortis (reed vole) is the source of this 5785-nucleotide messenger RNA. It is a transcript of the gene Zscan12, whose product is annotated as zinc finger and SCAN domain containing 12. Gene Ontology annotation, biological process: regulation of transcription by RNA polymerase II. The coding region runs from base 381 to 1823 and encodes 480 amino acids. NCBI's taxonomy places the organism in Eukaryota, Metazoa, Chordata, Mammalia, Rodentia, Cricetidae. The record is from RefSeq and is a predicted model, not a curated record. Gene Ontology annotation, molecular function: DNA-binding transcription factor activity; RNA polymerase II cis-regulatory region sequence-specific DNA binding. The transcript has 4 exons.
CAUAGACUGGAUUUGAGGAGCCCAUUCACGCGGGGAAACAUAGCUGCGUCGGGACGGGUCGGGGAAAACAACUCAUUGAAGCAUCAUUAAUCUCAGAGAUACAGAGACAAACCCGCGUUCUCUACUUCCCUAUUGGGUAGACAAGCCCAGCCUUCCCGCGCAGGCGCGGGGGACAAACCACAGAGUAGAACAGCAGGACUCGGUAGAGUGGCUCUGGGCGUGCGCGCGCCAUCGCGUCUGCUCCGGCGUUCCGUCCUCCCUGGCAGUCUUCGAGGGCUUCCGGUUCCAGCGCGGUCUGGGUUCCCCGUCUUUACUCAGGAGCUCCUAGGUCCUUUACAAGGGAGUUAUUGAAAUCCUGGUAAAUCUUUUGUAUAGCUAUAAUGGCUUCUACUGGUGAUACCGAGAUCUGUAAGAACCAGGAUGGAGGUUUGGAAAUAAAGAUGGAGGAAGAGUGUAAGUAUACCGCCAGACAGGACUGGAGCCUGCAAAAGAACACUUAUAACAGAGAAGUCUUCCGAAAGUUCUUCAGACAGUUUAGCUACCAGGAAACAUCUGGACCCCGCGAGGCUUUGGACCGACUCCGGGAACUUUGCCGUCAGUGGCUGAGACCUGAUACUCACACCAAGGAGCAGAUCCUGGAGCUGCUGGUGCUGGAGCAGUUCCUGACCAUCCUGCCGGAGGAGCUGCAGGCCUGGGUGCAGGAGCAGAACCCCGAGAGUGCGGAGGAGGUGGUGACUGUGCUGGAGGAUUUAGAGAGAGAGCUUGAUGAACUAGGAUACCGGGCCUCAGUGCAAACUGAAGAACAGAAAGUGUUUUUGCAGGAGACGAAGACUUUAGGAGCAGAGCCAGAACCCAGUGCAUCCCAUCAGCUUGUGAAAGCCAGGCUGAAGUGUGAACCUGCAGAAUGGGAAGCCCCAGAGGAGCAAGUUUCAGGUGUUGAGACUGGAAAUAUAACUCUAAAGCAAGACCUUUGUGAAGGAAUGGAAGCUGAACAGAAUACCUCCAGCGGGUUAGCAAAGGAUGCGGUUCAGUGUCAAGAAACCCGUGACCCUGGAGAGGAACCUUCUAGCGCUUCUAGUGAGGACAACCGGCCUCUGCCUAAUGAAAAUGGGACAGACUUGCCUGAGAACUCAGACCAUGUUAAAGACCAGAACGUCUCUCCAGGACGGAAAUUGUAUGGAUGUGAGGACUGUGGGAAAACGUAUAGUCAGCACUCACGCCUCCUCGAACACAAGAGCGUCCACACUGGAGACAAGCCCUACAGGUGUGAAGUAUGCGGGAAAACCUUCCGGUGGAAGACUGUGCUUAUUCGACACAAGGUGGUGCACACUGGAGAGAAACCAUACAAGUGUAAUGAAUGUGGCCGGGCCUUUGGCCAGUGGUCAGUCCUUAACCAACAUCAGAGGCUUCAUUCGGGAGAAAAGCACUACCACUGCAAUGAGUGUGGCAAGGCCUUUUGCCAGAAAGCAGGCCUCUUUCACCAUCUCAAGAGCCACAAAAGGAACAAACCUUACCAGUGUCUAAAGUGUAGCAAAAGUUUCAAUCGCCGGUCCACACUCACUCAGCACCAAGGAGUUCACACUGGCGCAAAACCCUAUGAGUGCAACGAAUGUGGCCGAGCUUUUGUGUAUAAUUCCUCUCUUGUUAGCCAUCAGGAAACGCACCACAAGGAGAAAGCCCUCGCUCAAAGGGGUCCUUCUCGGCGGCAGAGAAGCCGCACCAGGGAGAAGCCCUACACACGUGAUGUCUGUGGGAAAGGCUUUGCUCAGAAAUCAAGUCUUACAGAACGUGAGCAAAUUCAUGCUGGAGAGAGACCCUGUUAAUGUGCGGAGCGUGGGAAGGCCUUUAUUCGAAGGGCAGUCCUCACGAAACAUCUGGGAAUCCACGGUGGGGGGCUCCACAAGUGUGCUGAGUGUGAGACUGCCUUCCCGGAAAGCACCGGCUUCAUUUAACAUCAGGGAAUCCACAGUGGGGAGAGGCCCCACAAGUGUGAGUGUGGCCAGACCUUCAGACAGAGGUCAGACCUUAGUAAGCCCAGAGAAUUCAUGGUAGAAGUGGCCCCUCUGAGGGUAACACGCGUGGGGAAUUGCCCAGGCCGAGCUCAGCUCCUGCUCAUCAGAUGCUCACAAAGGAGCAGGAACUCUUUCUGUGCGGUGACUGCAGGGCAGCCAUCUCCCAGCGUGCAGGACAAUGACAAAGACUAUUUGUAAUGCUUUGUAGCCACACUUCAGCCCUUGGUACUGUAAGGAGACCAUAAAUAUUUGAUGGCAUCCACUGUGUACUGCUCAUUGUAUGGGGCCACGAAGGAAAGAAGUCUUAUCACCAGAUUUCUUAGAGCCCAGCCUGGGAUGUGAAAAUCUGCCAUAGUUAGUUAAAAAGGACAGUGGAUUGAUGCUCAGUGUGUUUUAGAAUUAAAAUAGGAGAUGUUAAGUAUCGUAAAUUCUGAAGAACAGAUUGUUUGUACACUAGGUCAGGGAAGAGUUCCUGAAAGAUUUUGUUGAAAAUAAGGGUAUGAUGGAUUGACUUGGUAGGCAGAAGGAAGAAACACAUGUGGGUAAAACAGAGGUGAGCAGAAGCAAGAAUUUGGGUGUUUCAGAAGCAUCGGUGAUGAGACUAGCCAUCCUACUGGAGAGCUGAUUUUCAGAGCUUAACCGAUGGGUAUUAGUUGGAAGUAGCUUGGGGACAGAGUAGGAGAGUUCCAGUGCUAGGAAUGCUAGCCAACAGUUGGCAGUGCUUUGACACAGAACACUCUUUUUUUUUUUUUUUGGUUUUUCGAGACAGGGUUUCUCUGUGGCUUUGGAGCCUGUCCUGGAACUAGCUCUGUAGACUAGGCUGGUCUUGAACUCACAGAGAUCCGCCUGCCUCUGCCUCCUGAGUGCUAGGAUUAAAGGCGUGCGCCACCAUCGCCCGGCCGACACAGAACACUCUUCUCUUCAUCUCUGAAAUAGCUCUAAGUACAAGUUCACUUUAGGAAUGAUGCUUGUCCAUCUCAGCACUGUGAUGCUGAGACAGGAGGAUUAGUUCUGUGCUGUCUUUGGUUUCUUAGGAAAUUCAAAGCCAGACUGAACUACAUGAGACCUCAAGAAAAAGAAAAGAGGAUGCUAGGGGCUGGAAAGGUACCUCAGCAGUUCUGAGCACUUCUUGCUCUUGCAGAAGAUUUGGAUCACCCACAGGGUGGCUCAAAGCCACCCAUAACUCCAGUUUCAGGUUAGCUGGUGCCCUCUUCUGACCUCUGUGGAGUACAAGGCACACAGGUGGUGCAUUUGCAUACAUGCAGGCAAAACACUCCUACACAUGGAAACCUAGUUAUUGGGACUGGCUUCUCAGCCUGUCUAUUAUGCCUGUGAAACUCCGACGUGGUUGGACAUCUGCAUCAUGUAUUUAAAAUGCCUCUGCACACUGAAUGAGGCCCUCGGUUCAAUCCCCAAAGCUUUGAAGGAGAUCAGACUCAAAAUAGAGUGGAAUGUGGCUAGGUAGAGCCAGAUUGGCAACCCAGACUAAGGGUCAAAUGGAGGCCAUGACAGGUGGGAGGUGUGUAGUGGGGUGCACCAGUUCGUGACACAGUGAGCAGAGUGUUGUGUGAUGGCCCCCGAGGACAUCUUUUUGUAGUUAUGUAGCCCAGGGUGGUCUCAGGUUUUUGAUAGCCCUCCUACCUCAGCCUUCUAAGUGCUAGGAUUGCUGCUCUGAGCUGUGAACCUGAUUCCCUCUGUGUCUUAAUGUAGAUUUGGAAAUGCACAGCAGGAAGCCGGGGGGGGGGGGGGGGGGGGGGGGGGGGGGGGGGGGGAUGGAAGAACAAAGUGGGUUCAAGGUGGAAGAAAUGCAGCCAGUAAUCCAACAGUCAAGUAGAAGUAGCCGCUCAGGUUGUCUGGCUUCUUGUUUUAUAAUGAAUUCACUUUGAGACAUUUCAUGGUGAAACAAUGCACAAGUGGUUGGGAAAGACAUAAUCGUAAACACAGGCUGAGUUUGGAUUCCAUUUGCUCAAAGUCACGUAGUGUACGGUCGGAUCAGGUUUGAACACAAGCAGCUGUGUUCCAGAUCAUAUACUUUAAGUUCUUCCACAUGGUGCUUAUUUUAGUGGUCUUCAGGACCCUGCAUAAUUUUUUACAGACAGUUUCAGCUCCUUUUAGCCUAAGUAGGAAAGCCCAGACCCUCAUCCGAACACCUCAGUAUUCUGGUAUCAUUGUCUCUCCAUAGUAAAUCUUGUGCAAUUUGGCCAGUGUGUCCAUAAACGUCAGCUCCAGUGGUAAUCAGAACAGGGAAGAUUUGCAGAAACCGUCUACCUCAAAAGUGAGCCCUUAUCUAAGGAUCAGCUUUCAUCCUAAAACAGUAAUUCAGACUCUGCCUUCCUAUCAAGAGACGGGAUAUCUUCUUCUCAGUACAAAUCCUAUUUAGAGAGAUAGCUCAAAUGGCGUUGACUCAGCACGUCUGUUGUUAACAAGGACUCUUAUACUGUAGCCCUGGCUGGGAAGGGAGCUGGUGGCAGAACUGUCACCCAGCACUCAGGAGGCUGAGGCAUGAGGAUCUUUGAACUCAGUAGUGUAGGACUAGUCUGGACAACAGGUUCUGUCUCGCAGCAGGAAGAUAGAAAGUAUAUUCUAUAAAAUGGGCCUGGGAAGCAGCAGUUGUGGAGCGGCUUGCUUAAUCUUGGACUUGUUUUCUGGCACUGAAAAAAAUGUUUUCAUUUGCCUUAGUUUUUCCUCUUAGAGGUCAGAAGGUGCUCUGCUAAUUCUAAAGGCCACAAAUCAUGGAGUAACAAGUGUCUCCACCCUGGGAAUAACCACUUGCUGACUUUUACUUGAAUCUCUUUCCAGCUUCUAUCCCUAAUUGAAAGUUCUCAUAUUGCAACCCCUCCAGAAACUUAUCUUACUAGUUUUUCAUAUCUCUUCCAAAUGUACAUCAGAAUGAUUGGCAAGGCAUCCUUGCACAUUUUUGUAGAUUUAUACUGUUUCUGUAUGUAUUGUAUAAACAGUUCAUAUUUGUGAAUUUUUAUUGUAGCACAAUUAAUAAAAGCCCAGAGACAGAUAUUGGGGUUCAACCUGAAGGUCGGAAAAGCAAAACAGCCAGCCACUAAUUCAUCUCUACCUCAGUACAAAAUGGUGAUCCUGCCUCCAGGAAUUCUCAAAAUGAGACUGACCAAGAGCUGUCUCCUCCCAUCUUAUAUACCUCUCUAGUGCUGGGAUUAAAGGCAUGCACCAGUACUACCUACCUGGUUUCUAUGCCAAACUAGUGUGGCUGCUGGGAUUAAAGGUGUGUGUCACCACUGCCUGGUCUGUAAGGUUGACCAGGGUGACUGUUUUACUCUCUGAUCUUCAAGCAAGCUUUAUUUAUUAAAAUACAAAUGAAAUAUCACUAUACCCCCUCCCCUUGGGGUUCAGGGAAUCCCCUGGAAGAGGAGUCAGAGAGUUAGAGCCAGAGGGGAUGGAAGACACCAAGGAAACAAGACCUUGUAGACAACAGGGCUAUGCACAUAUGAACUCAGAGACUAUGGCAGCCUGCACAGGGGCUGCAUAGAUCUGCACACCAAAUGGGUUCCUAGAGUUGAAAGAACUGGACACAUCUCCAUCCCUAACCCAGAAGCUAGCUCCGAUUGAAAACCAUUUGCAAAUAAAAAGUUAGUUUUCUCCAAGAGGGUUUCACUCUACUCUUAAGGGUAGGCCCUGUGUUCAGCAGUAGAUGACCAACAUGGAACAAAGUCAACGGUCAGGGACAUUUUUUGGUUUUGUUUUGUUUGUCUUUUUUACCUUGUUGGUCUCUCUCUCUCUCUCUCUCUCUCUCUCUCUCUCUC